Messenger RNA from Penicillium taxi, 2259 nucleotides. Its product is annotated as alpha-N-acetylglucosaminidase. Lineage: Eukaryota; Fungi; Ascomycota; Eurotiomycetes; Eurotiales; Aspergillaceae. The transcript has 6 exons. The record is from RefSeq and is a predicted model, not a curated record. Bases 1 to 2259 code for a protein of 752 amino acids.
AUGCGGUGGAAUCGUUCGUUACUACUCUGGACAUCUGUCUUAUUGGCUGCCGCCAGCUCAUUCCCUAGUGGAGUCUAUGAACUGGUAAAGCGACGACUACCGCAACAUGUCGAUCAAUUUCAAUUCGAGAUCGUCUCUAAUAUUACUACUGACGAUGGGCAUGAUCAAUUCAAGGUAGAGAGUGCUCCCAAUGGCAAGGUCUUGGUAAAGGGUCAUUCCCUCAGCGCUCUUUCUUCGGGCCUUCAUCGCUAUCUAGCUGACUACGCUCAUGUUGACAUCUAUUGGUACAUUGGCAGUCGCCUGGAAGAAGCACCAAAGGAUCUCCCCCGUAUCUCCUCUCCAAUCUACGGUUCUAGCUCUGUUCCCUGGAGAUAUCACUUCAAUACUGUCACUUUUUCUUAUACCAUGGCUUUCUGGACCUGGGAGGACUGGGAGCUACAGCUAGACUGGAUGGCCCUUCGAGGCAUUAACCUACCUCUCGCCUGGGUCGGUCAGGAGAAGAUCCUUAUAGAAGUGUUCCAAGAAAUUGGACUCACCGAUGCUGAGAUUUCUCCAUUUUUGAGCGGCCCAGCCUUCCAAGCCUGGAACCGGUUUGGAAAUAUCCAGGGCUCCUGGGGAGGUGAAUUACCGCGGGACUGGAUUGACGGGCAGUUCGACCUCCAGAAGAAAAUUAUCCGUCGCAUGGUCGAGCUGGGAAUGACCCCUGUUUUACCAGCAUUCACGGGUUUUGUACCUGCUAACAUCAGCCGUGUUUUUCCCGAUGCAGAUGUCAUCCGUGGAUCAGCUUGGGAGCGCUUCUCUUCUCAAUACACAAAUGAUUCCUUCCUCGAGCCGAGUGAUGACCUUUUUUCAGAGCUUCAGCAGAGCUUUAUCAGCAAACAGCAAGCGGCAUAUGGGAAUGUGAGCCACAUUUACACCAUUGAUCAGUUUAACGAAAAUACUCCAUCCAAUGGAGACUCCGAUUAUCUUAAAAAUGUUACUCGCAACACGUUGGGAAGUCUCAAAAGUGUUGAUCCAGAUGCUAUCUGGAUGAUGCAAGGUUGGCUCUUCUACUCAAGUUCUUCGUUCUGGACCGACGAACGCAUAGAAGCAUACCUCUCUGGCGUUGAGAAUGAUCAAGAUCUUUUGAUUUUAGAUUUGUUUUCUGAAUCGAAGCCUCAGUGGAGUCGAACGAAUUCUUAUUACGGAAAGCCAUGGAUUUGGUGUCAACUGCACGAUUAUGGUGGAAACCAGGGUCUACACGGACAGAUUCACAAUAUCACUGAGAACGCUUCGCAAGCCCGAAAUGAAUCCUCGUCGAUGGUUGGAUUUGGGCUAUCUAUGGAAGGCCAAGAGGGUAAUGAAAUUGUUUACGACCUGCUGCUAGACCAGGCAUGGUCGCUUAAGCCAAUCGAAACCAAGGGAUACUUCCACAGCUGGGUCACCAGUAGAUAUGCCGGCUCUGGGUCCAUUCCAAACAGUCUCUACAAGGCGUGGGAGCUAAUGCGAACAACUGUGUACGACAAUACUAACCUCACACUCCCUGCUGUUACAAAGUCUAUUUUUGAACUUCGUCCCAACACCGAGGGUCUUGUUGAUAAGACCGGAACUCAUGGCACUGCACUCACUUAUGACCCUUCGGUAGUGGUCAAGGUCUGGAAUUUGAUGUACAGUGCGGCAGGCUCCAAGCCAGCACUAUGGACCAACCCAAGCUAUCAACAGGACAUGGUCGACGUGACUCGACAGGUAUUGGCCAACGCUUUCAUACCAUUAUACUCGAACCUCAUCUCAACCUACAACAGUUCGAGCCCCAACUCCAAAACCAUUUCACAAGACGGCGACAACAUGGUUCAGCUGCUGGAAGACCUUGACUCGGUCCUUCUUACAAACGAGAAUUUCCGUCUUUCCAAAUGGAUUUCUUCAGCAAGGGCCUGGGCACAUAGAAACAAGACCUUGGCGGCAUUCUAUGAGUAUGAAGCACGUAACCAGGUUACAUUGUGGGGACCUGAUGGUGAAGUUACCGACUACGCCUCCAAGCAGUGGGGAGGACUGCUGUCAUCAUACUACGUGCCACGCUGGAAGCUCUUUGUCGAGUACGUUAAGGAAACCCCUGUUGCGUCGUACAAUGAUACAGCGCUCAAAGAGGAACUUUUGAAAUUUGAGCUUGAUUGGCAGCAGCAGACAUGGUCAGCUCCUGAGCCUUCAGGUGAAGCAAUCGAUUUGAAAAAAGUGGUCACCAAAGUGUCCCUUCGAUGGUCUUCUGUUUUCGGUCUCAAAUAG